Molecule: messenger RNA, 2760 nt
Organism: Caenorhabditis sp. 36 PRJEB53466
Lineage: Eukaryota; Metazoa; Nematoda; Chromadorea; Rhabditida; Rhabditidae
Source: the annotation of a GenBank genome assembly
AUGAGUUCGGCCGUCGCGUCACGGCUAUCCUGGGGCCUCAUCCUCGCGUCAAUAGACUUCCUCGCCUGCCUCCUAUUCGCCUCUCUCCACAAUGGACCGUUCGCUCUUUCCAAUUUCACUUCACAGUUCUCCAAUUUUUCCUUCUUCACAAGGUGAGUGUCGGACGGGCGGUUCACUUAUUGAUUGAUUAAUCAGUACCAUCGACCUGUUCCUCCUCCAACUGAUUCGUUUUGCAUUAUGGAUGGUUCCUGCGGUCAUCCACACCGUCAACAAGGCCGAUACUUUGACCUACUGGAAAGAGGUAUUAUUUUUUAGGCCAACUAUCAUUUACAUUCUCCUUCGCUUCCUAGCCGAUCUUCUGUUCUUCUCUGCUCAUUUGUGCAGCCAGUCCGACCAAGUUGCUCUUGCUCACCGAAAAACUGAAGCCAGAUGAGUUUCUGGCAUUCGGAGACGCUUCCUUCCUCGUCUGGAACUUCAUCGCCGCCAUCAUUCUGAACGUCUCUUGGUCGAGAUUCUUCUCCAGAACCCCCUCUUCUUACAUUAUUCUUGAAGAUGAAGACGUGAGGGAACCAUGUUUCAAGUUCUUCCAAAUCGAAAUUUCUUCAGGCAGAAGUGGCUCCGAAGCAGACAUUCGAACUUAUUUUCCGUCUUCUGCAGUACUGUAAACGCGAAUGGCUCUGGCACAUCUCCGGAUUUUCGUGGCUUUUCAUUUACUCUGUCAGUAAGUACUCCUUCCGUUCCGUUCCUUCCUCUGAUUCACUUUUUCAGCUCGUAUCUUCGUCCCCUACUAUACCGGUCAAGUGAUCGCCACUGUCGUCGCCACCAAGUCAUACCCGGCCCUUUCGAAUGCGGUCUACAUCAUGACCGUCAUCUCUUUGGUCAGUGCAGUGGCCGCCGGAUUCCGUGGAGGAUCGUUCGAGUACGCGUACGCCAGAAUUCAAAGAUCAAUCCGAUACGACCUGUUCCACGGACUCGUCAAACAGGACGUCGCUUUUUACGAUGCUCACAAGACGGGAGAGAUCACAUCCCGACUGGCCGCCGAUUGCCAGACAAUGUCCGACACCGUGGCUCUGAACGUCAAUGUCUUCCUCAGGUAGCACUGAAAUCAUGAACUCACGAACAAAAUAAUUGAAGAAACUGCGUGAUGCUUCUCGGAUCGAUGAUCUUCAUGAUGAAGCUGUCGUGGAGACUCUCGCUAGUCACGUUCAUUCUCGUUCCGAUCAUCUUCGUUGCUUCCAAAAUCUUCGGAACCUACUACGACGUAUAUUUCCGGCUCCUUCCCCACUCAAUAAUUCAUUUCAGCAUCUCUCCGAACGCACUCAAGACACGAUCGCCGAGUCGAAUGACGUGGCAGAAGAGGUGCUUUCCACAAUGCGCACCGUUCGUUCGUUCGCCUGUGAAAACGUGGAAGCGGAGAGAUUCUAUGGAAAACUGACUCACACUCUCAACGUCACUCGCACCAAGGCCAUCGCGUACAUCGGAUUUCUCUGGGUCUCCGAACUCUUCCAGUCGUUCAUCAUUGUCGCCGUUCUCUGGUACGGAGGCCAUCUCGUGCUCACCCAGAAAAUGAAGGCCGAUCUUCUCGUUUCAUUUCUCCUCUACCAGAUGCAGUUGGGAGACAACCUUCGUCAGAUGGGAGAGGUGUGGACCGGACUGAUGCAAUCCGUCGGAGCCAGCAGGAAGGUGUUCGAGUACAUCGACAGAGAGCCGCAGAUCCAGCAUUUGGGAGAGUACAUGCCGGAGAACGUGGUCGGGAAGAUCGAGUUCAGAAACGUCCACUUCAGCUAUCCGACCCGCUCGGACCAGCCGAUCCUCAGAGAUCUCUCGUUCACUGUCGAGCCGGGAGAGACGGUGGCUCUUGUCGGACCGUCCGGCUCCGGAAAGUCUUCGUGCAUCUCCCUCCUCGAGAAUUUCUACAUUCCGAAUGCGGGUCAAGUGCUGGUGGACGGAGUGCCUUUGGAAGAUUACCAACACCAUUACAUUCACAGAAAGGUCAGAUUCACAGGAGAAGCGCGAAUAAUUGGAAUGUUCAGAUUGCGCUGGUCGGUCAAGAGCCGGUCCUGUUUGCGAGAUCAGUGAUGGAGAAUGUGAGAUACGGAGUGGAAGUGCCCGAUACGGUCAGUUCAUCGUCUCGCUCCUCAUCUCACUCUCGUGUUUUCAGGAGGUCGUUCGAUCGUGUGAAAUGGCGAAUGCUCACGGAUUCAUCAUGCAAACUACUCUCAAAUACGAGACGAACGUCGGAGAGAAAGGAACGCAGAUGUCCGGGGGACAGAAACAGAGAAUCGCCAUCGCGAGAGCGCUCGUCCGAGAGCCGGCCAUUCUUCUUUUGGACGAAGCCACUUCCGCGCUGGAUACGGAGUCGGAGCACGUCGUCCAGGAGGCCAUCUAUAAGAAUUUGGACGGAAAGAGUGUUAUUCUGAUCGCGCACAGACUGUCCACAGUCGAAAAAGCGGAUAAGAUCGUGGUUAUCAAUAAGGUAAGUGCGCUCCAUUGCAGAUAUAGUUAAGGAUUGAAUUGCAGGGAAGAGUGGAACAGAUCGGAACGCACGAGCAACUGCUCAAGGAGACGAACGGAACGUACGCGAAGUUGGUGCAGAGACAGAUGAUGGGCGAGCAGAAGGGACGGAAGAAGGCCGCAGUGGUCCGAUCCGGCCCAAGACCAGCCACCUCUAUCAACGUGGCAGGGCCUUCUCAAGGGAACGCCAUGUCCUUGCUCUCGACCUCUUUCAGCCAAUCGGCCAGCAGCGUCACCUCCCAUUGA